UGCUGUAAGGACCCUUAACACAGCACGUGGUCACCCUGAAAGUCAGUAACAGUCUCUCCCUUCCUGGCCCGUCCGGACAGUGAGCGCCUUCCCCCUGGCCUUUUAUCAGUCCUGGGCGUAGCUGUGCUGUCAGAUAAAUGCGGUGCGGCUGACUCCGCGGGCUUCUCUUCUGUCCUGUGCCCGAUGAGCUCUGCACUGAUCUUGGCCCUCUGUCCCCGCUGUAGCCCUGGGCUUCCCGGGGUUUAACUCUGGAGUCCACCCAGGAGCCCGUCCAUCCCGGCCACAGUUAUCCGGCCCUCAGGGGGUGACUUUUGCCUUGAAGCUCUCAGGGAGUCGGCACUGUCACUGCCUCUGCCAGCUCUGGCCCUGGCAGCUCAGCGGAGGACGCUGUCACUGCAGCCACAGCAGCGGGAGCCGUAGCUCUCUGUCAUCUGCGGCUGCCGUCACUUCAGAGGGUUUGACUCGGUCCUUACAGACGCGUUCCUAGCACCAACCCCGUGUUCCCUGACUGACAGCAUUGUUGGCUGCCAAGUUCAGGUUGCAUGAAGUAGAUGUCAUUCCUGAACCUGCCACCCCGCGCCGCCCCAGGCGGUGCACCCUGGCUCUCUGGCUGCGCAGUGAGGAAUUUCUGAAGCAGCGGGUGACGGAGCAGGGCUCCCGGGAGCCCCCGUCAGCCAGUGUACAGACACGGCAUGGAUGUCCUUCAGAAAUACUCUUGGAAAGCAGGCACGAAGGCACCCACCUCCAUCCCAGCACUUGGGAGGCUGAGGCAGGAGGAUCCCAGCCUGCGCUACAGAAUGACUGCAGGGCCAGCCAGACUGCAUAAGGAGACCUUGUCUCAAAAAACCGAAAGCAAUCAGCAACAAACACGUGGGGUGCCUAUCGCCCACUCUUCCGUUAGAUUGAGGCCCUGCCGGUGAGGCCUGGUAACCCCCGCUCUGUCGAUGCAGGAAGUUCGUCUGCCUGAACGACAACAUUGACCACAACCACAAGGACGCGCAGACCGUGAAGGCCGUGCUGCGGGACUUCUACGAGUCCAUGUUCCCCCUGCCGUCGCAGUUCGAGCUGCCCCGGGAGUACCGCAACCGCUUCCUGCACGUGCGCGAGCUGCGCGAGUGGAGAGCUUACCGAGACAAACUAAAGUUCUGGACCCACUGCGUCCUGGCCACGCUGAUCAUCUUCACCGUCUUCUCGUUUUUUGCCGAGCAGUUAAUUGCCCUUAAGCGGAAGGUAUUUCCCAGGAGGCGGACACACAAGGAAGCCAGCCCCGAUCGCAUCAAGGUCUAGCAGAUCUUGGUUUGGAAGCUCCAAAGCCACCUACCUCAGCGUCACCGAGAGGGAGGACCGAGUGCUGGGCUGCUGCCUGGGACCCCUGCACACUCCGCGCCACCAUGACGGUGGCUCCGAGCCCGCCUCGCUGAAAAGCAUCCGCUCGUGGCCCACCCGGCCUUUUUAUAAAGCUGCUGCCGAUUUCCCUGGGUGACCGUGGCAAACUGAGAACAGAGGCCUGGCUGGGGGUCUCGAAGCCUGAAGCCUGGUCCCUGCCUCUGCGGGGUUGACUCCCCACGUCCGUGCGUCUGUCCGUUGUCACGAGUCACCGUCGCUGUCACGUUCCUGCUUCUGAGAGUAGCAAAUCUGAUUACUGAAAUGACAGGGUACUGUCGCCUUUGACUGACAAGACAGAAGUCCCCAGAUGAGUGAGGAAGACCCCAGUCCACUUCUGCCUGCUGACCAGCCCAUGGCCAGCUGGGAACCUCGUCGCCGUUCUUCAGUCCCCAGAGGACGCACUGCGCUUUCCCACAGGCCUGAUGACCAAGGGCUGCCGUGUUAGCGCUGCCUCUUAGAGAUGUCGUUAUGUUUUGGAAACGCACAUAGACAAAAGUGUCUCCUUCCAGACGGGCAGUGCUGACCAAGGGCUGGCGCCCGGGGUCAGGUUUACCACCACCACCACCCCCCACCCAUAUUCCAGCCACAGCUGCUUUUGUGUACAGCAUGAGUCAGUCAACAAACCUGUUCUGUAAAAGGCCAGCUGGCACGUAAUCACAGGACACCUGUGUCCGUCACACAUUCUAGGUGUUUGCAGUCUGCCUUCUGAGCUGUUCUUUAAUACUUCAAGGCCCGUGCACAGCUGGACCUGACCCGCAGGCCCUGUCCGGGUAAACCCUGAGGCACAGUGAUGUCUCCUAAUAUCAUCUAUGGUGGAUUUGUGGCCACCCAAUUCUACAAACCCUUUCUGAAUUGAGACAGGUAUUUUAAAUCAUGGUCUUAACAGUAUUCUUCCAUAGUGGCGCACAUAUUUGUAAAAAGAACUUGAAAUGUAAAUACUGUUUGUGCCGUUUUCCAAAAUGGAAGUCUCGUAAACAGUUGUACGACUCUUUGACCGUAAAUCUUGAGGCCUCCCUGUGCGCUAGCCCAGGACUCACUGGCCCGGCCAUGUGGUGACUUGGGUGUUGCCUAAGCACUAUGGAGGUUAAACAGAGAUUGGUGUCAGGCUGUACCGGAGCGUCCUGCCCAGGUGAAAUGGGUUCUGGAUAAAAUUCAUCAUGCGGGAAAAUUCAGGGAGUUAUCAGGAUAUCACUGUAAUAGCAAAGAAUUUAUUCUAGAAAGGUUAUACAGAAAUAAAGAUUUCUGCGUCACAGAGAUUUCUCUAGUGACAUAAACCCAGUCCACACCCCACGAAGAACUGGGAAAUGGGUGGGAUCAUAGAGUCAUAGGAUAUCCAUGGGAUCGUGCAUCUUGUCAUUCGGGAGGGUCAUUGGGACGGGUACCCUGGAAGUUGAUGAGUCGGUGGCCUUAUGAAUUUUGUUGUUUGUUGAGAUAGGCUCUUACUAUGCAGUUCAGGCUGUCUUCCAGCUCGCAGGAAUCCUCCUGCCUCAGCCUCCCAAGUGCUGGGAUGACGGGCGUGUUCAGCCUCAUCUCCAGGCCUUGGGAAGUUGUGAAGCUGGAGACCAUUCAUGCAGACGUAGCCCUGGGGAGUCCAGUGUGUACCUAAGUCCAUUUGGCUCCUGUGACAGACACGGGGGACUGAGUGAUUUGUGAAGAACAGAAAUUUAUGCCCACACAGUCCUGAAGGCUGACAAGUCCAAGGUCAGAGCACCGCCAGGCUCCGCUGUCUGGUGGUGGAUGACGCUCUGCUUGCAGGGUGGCACCUGGAACCCUGCCUCCCACUGGGGUGCCAUCCUGUCCUCACAGGGCUCAGGGGCCAGGCACCCCGGGUCAAGCCCUUUAUAAGGGCCCCAUCCCACUGGGGCUCUGUCCUGUGAGCCGUCACAGGUGCCCCGUCUCAGCACCUUUCCGCCACUGCUGAGGUCUGGGCAGGAAUUUUGAAGAGAAUGAGACAAAACGCAGCACUGCACGAUUCAAAAGAAGGGAAACUUCUCAGACAGCUGGACCUGAAGCGCGGAGCCCCAGGCCCGGCAGACGGGUUUUGAGGAUGUGCACUUGUACCAAUCCAUGCUUUUCGUUGUUUUUUGUUUUUUUAGGUAAGAUUUCUGUGUAUCCCGGGCUGACCUUGACUUCACGGUGCUCCUCCUGCCUCAGCCUCCCCAGUGCUAGGAUUACAGGCCUGUACGCCACCAUGCCGGCUCAAAGCUGGGAGGUGUGGGGGAGGGAAUGCCACACCCCGACUUGCUGUGGGUCUCACAGCCGUAAGGGUUGGAGGGGGCCUGGAACCCAGAUCCUCUCCUGUCCCCCUGGCUCGUGUGGUCCCCACAUGGCAGUGGCACCCACGCCUGUCACUCCACGUGUGCUUGGAUGCCUGCCCAAGGCCUUCUGAAACAGAGGCCUACUCCGAAACCACCCACGGAGUCUUCAGUGUACCCUCACCCCUAGCCAGCCGCCCUGCCCCCUGCUGCAGGCUGGCCUUGGGCCACACUUGGAGAAGCUGGUAUUUGAAGCCAUGUGUAUAAGUGAGAAGGUUUCACAAGGAAAGAAAACUAACUUGAGAAAGGAGAAAAACCAAGUUCUAGGAACCACAGAGAUGUAAGUCUCCUGUUUUGUUUGAAGCUGAGGCAGGAGAAUCACUGCAGGUUCCGGGGCAGCCUGGGUUACAUAGGGUGGUAUCUUGUCUCAAAUAAAUAAACAAAUGCCCACCUCAAGAAAGGGGAAAGGUGGGAAAGAAAGAAUCUAGUGGUCCAAAAUUAAAGGUAGAAAAAUAAUAAAAGGAGUCUUAAGGACCAAAGGUAGAAUAGAGCAAAAAUAAAAGCAGUAAAGGUCAGAAAGUUUAUUAGGUAAUGCAGACAGGACUCCUGGGCGGGCACCCAGCAUCAUCACUACACACAGCCAGUCACAAAAGCGCCUUAUUUUGGGGAGGCACCAGAGAUUGAACCCACAACCUUGUGCUUGCCAGGCAGGUGCUUGUGUCCUUGAGCUAAAUCUCUGACCCCAAAAGUGCUAUUUUUGGCCAGAAGGAAACUUGGUCUCUCAGGUCUUCACUUGAAUCUGGUGCUGUUUGCAGGACCAAUCAGAAGAUGUUCUUUUUGACCCUUCAUUUGCAUAUGGGCACAGUGAAUCAAGAUAUUCUGUUUCUGAUCCUUCAGUAACAUGAACAAAUCUAAAGAGGUCUUUUGAUUGGGCAGUUUAUACAUGGCAUGACACCGGGUCAGUGUCUGAUAGGGUGCUGCUCCAGUGCCUUACUUGCAUGAGAGGGAGAUACUUCCGUAACUGUGGCUACUACAGAAGGCCCCUUCCUCCUAUCCUCUGGCCUCUGCGUCUGUUCACUGGAAGUUCUCGUUCUGCUGUUUUUCUGUUGUUGGUAAAUGUACACCAUUUAGACAUGUUGUGGCACACGAAACACUCGGGAGGCUGAGGCAGGAGGAUCACCAUGAGUUCAAACCCAACCUGGGCUAUAUAGAGAGUUCUAGGCCAGCCUGGACUACAUUGCGAGAAUCUUCCUAAAAAAAACCAAAUCUUGAGGAGAGUCUCCACCAAGAACCAGGAGAUGAGACCAGACAUUAGACUCCACCCUUCCUGGUUCUAGCUGGGAAAGGUUGGCAGGCAGGAUCUGGAGAGAAAGAGCAGUGUCCCUUGGAGAAACGAGAAGGAAGGGGCCGUGGAGGUGAACGCCUGCGAUCCCUGUACUUUGGAGGCAGAGGCAGGAGGGCAGCCGCCAGUUAAAGGCCAGGCUGGGCUACAGAGGGAGGCGGGGCCUGCAGAACAAACAGCUGAAGUGAGCAAAUUGAUAAGCAAGUGAAAGGACACACCUCCCUCCGCCCACUCAGUGCACACAUGCACAGGCACGGGUAAAACACCACUAAUAAUAAGGAAAUUUUAAUAAAGGAGAUUACUGCAUUACUUAGUUGAUUUUUGACACAAAUUUCCAAAACUAAAUGAAAUCGAACAUUUCUUUAAAAAAGUUGCUGAUACUGUAACUGACCCACAUAAAGGCAAAAAGUCUAAAAUGACCAACUUCUACAGAAGAAACCAAGGAAACCUCCAGCUGCUCUCCAGGCUGUGUGAUGUCCGCAGGCCAUCUUUUUUUAUUUUUCUGUUUCUUCUCAGCAGUUGAGAUCUCAGCUCUAUCUUUAUAGUCCACAGCUUUCUGCCCAAACUCACAUUUUAAAUCACACUGUUAGGUUCUUUGGUCUUUAUUUGCAACAUGAAUCUGUCUAAAAGCCCCAACUAUAGCCAUGCCACUGCCUCAACAUUCGACUACCUUGAAAUUUCUUUUGCCAGAUUAAUCAAUCGCCCUUAACCUUAGUCUCAGGCAAAGUCUCUGGACAGAAGCAAAAUGCCAAGCCGUGAUAUACAUCAACUGGAGUCCAACAACCAAUGCAGUCCUUCCCCCUGGCAGAAACCUCUCGAGCCUGGUCUUUACUGGUCUUCUGGUUCUGACCAGAAUCUCCCAUACAGAACAGCCUAAGUAGAGUGUUCCAGGGCUGCUCUUUCAGGGGACACCUCCAAACCUUUCCAAACUCUUCCCCCAAGUCAGUCCCAAAGGCUCUUGAACCACAUGGUCAGGUACAGUCACAGCAAUGCUCCCACUCCUGGUACCAAAUUCUGUAUUGAUUGCUCUUCUCUUUGCUGAGAUAAAAUACCUAAUGCCCAAAAUUAGGGAAGUAAAGGUUUAUUUAGCUUAUAGUUCUUGGGGGUUUCAGUCCAUACACAGCUGGCCACAUGGCUGGGUGGGGUAGCUAAAGGGCAAUCAUUCAUGGUAGCCACAAAGCUCCGCCUCUGGGCGGGGCCAGCACUCACCACCAAUCCCAGGACUAGACAAUGGCCAAUCACAAACGCUAGACUGCCUGAGGCUUUGGGGGGACUGUCUCAGUAUCAAUUUCCAUAAUCUCUCAAUGUCUCUCAGGGUUGCCUCCCAUCUCUGUCACAGGAAACACACACAGGGCCAGGUCUGGAGCAAGGGGGCUGGACGCUGGAUGCCUGAGGAGACAUGGGGGACGCUGGUGAGACCUGGUCCCAAUCAGCUGUGUUCACGGGCACACAGGUAGCAGGACCCUGUCAGAGCUGGCCUGGCACCACGCCUCGCGCCUGCGCAGCCCCCGCUGCCCAUAACCCCGGAAUGACCCUGGGACCUUCCCAAGGGGGCGGAGCCUUCCCACCCCACCCUCAGGGUCCAGCCAAUCAGCACGCAGCACCCAGCCAAUCAGCGCCACUCCUGCCUGAGGCGCGCGGGCUCUUUUCCCGCGCUGACAGCGAGUCUUCUCAGAGGCCUCGACGGCAGCCGGGGUGCGGGUGAGGCGGGCGGGAGCCGGCUCAGUCGUCAGUCGGUCAGCGUGUCGUCAGCGUCUCAGCGUCGCCUCUGGGGGCUCGGGGUGCGGAGCGGAGCGGAGCGGAGCGAUGGUGCCCAGCGGGAAGAAGCAGCCCGGCCGGGCGGGCAAGGCGGCCAAGGCGGCCGAGGAGCAGCCCGCCAGCGCCUACGCCGCCGAGAAGGACGAGCGCGAGCUGAGCGGCUCCGAGGACGAGGACGACGACGAGGACCGGGCGGCGCCCGCAGGAAAGGUCCCGGCCAUGGACAAGCGCGGGAAGAAGCGGUCCUCGGCGGAGCUCCUGGAGGACAUGGGCGGUGAAGUGCAGAAUAUGCUGGAAAAAUUCGGAGCUGACAUUAACAAGGCUCUCCUUGCCAAGAGAAAAAGACUAGAAAUGUAUACCAAGGCUUCCUUCAAAUCCAGUAGCCAGAAAAUUGAACAUGUUUGGAAAACUCAACAAGAACAAAGGCAGAAACUUAACCAAGAGUACUCGGAGCAGUUCCUGGCUGUGUUUCAGCAGUGGGACACCGACCUGAAGAAGGCAGAGGAACAGGAGGAGAAGCUGGUGAGUAUAAUGCGACAACAACAAAAGGUUUUCCAACAAUCUAGAAUUGUUCAGAACCAGAGACUGAAAACAGUUAGACAGCUAUACGAGCAGUACAUAAAGAGUUUGGAGGACUUGGAAAAGAAUCACGACAGUCUCCUUAGUGGCACACAGAAUGAACUUAAGAAAGAAAUGGCUAUGUUGCAAAAGAAGAUUAUGAUGGAAACUGUAAGUCUGUCUACUUCAGAUUUAAAUCAUUAG
Cavia porcellus (domestic guinea pig) is the source of this 7503-nucleotide messenger RNA. It is a transcript of the gene Sycp3, whose product is annotated as synaptonemal complex protein 3. The record is from RefSeq and is a predicted model, not a curated record. The transcript is spliced from 10 exons. Gene Ontology annotation, biological process: meiotic cell cycle; spermatid development. NCBI's taxonomy places the organism in Eukaryota, Metazoa, Chordata, Mammalia, Rodentia, Caviidae. Gene Ontology annotation, cellular component: synaptonemal complex. Bases 6790 to 7503 code for a protein of 237 amino acids.